GGAGGAGCGACCCGGGACCGCCGCCGCAGCGCUGGGGCCACCGUGCGGGCAGGGAGCAAACCGUGGAUCUUGGCUGAGUGAGUCUUGCACAGCCACCCAGGCACCAUGAAUGGCCACGCCUCUUCUCUUGACGUCCUGGUCACCAAUGGCACUGAGCUGGCCGCGGUCCCCAAGUCCGUGAAGGCCACGCUGGGAGCCGACGCCCCCUCUGAGCCCCAAGCCCAGGCGCCUGCAUCCGCCCAGGCCAGGGGCAUUGCCGGGGUGUACGUGGAGGCCUCCGGCCAGGCCCAGAGCCUCUACGCUGCCAUGAAGCAGGGUCUCCUGCCCUUUGGGCUCGGGCUGGCCCUGCUGGAAGCCCAGGCAGCCACUGGGGGCCUGGUGGACCCCGCCCAGGGCCGGCCGCUCCUUGUGUCCGAGGCCCUGCAGCAGGGCCUGGUGGGCCUGGAGCUGAAGGAGAAGCUGCUGGCUGCCGAGCGUGCCGUCACGGGUUACCCUGACCCUUACGGGGGUGAGAGACUGGCCCUCUUCCAGGCCAUCGGGAAGGAGGUUGUGGGCAGGGCGCUGGGGUGGAGCUGGCUGGAGGCCCAGCUGGCCACGGGGGGCCUGGUGGACCCCAUCCGGGGCGGGCGUGUGGCCCCCGAGCUAGCCUGUCAACAGGGCCUUCUGGACCAGGAGACGUGGCGCGGGCUCACGGAGCUCAGGCCCGGCUCGAGUGCCCCAGGCUUCCUGGACCCCAACACGCUGGAAGAGUUGCCAUACCGCGAGCUGCUGGGCAGGUGCGUGCGGGCCCCGGGCUCGGGCCUGGCCCUGUUGCCCCUCAAGACCACUUUCCGCACCCUGAGUGGCGCGGUGAGCUUGGCCGAGCUGCUGGAGGUGGGGAUCCUGGACCCGGGGACAACCCGAGGCCUGCGGGAGGGCGGGCUGGCCGUGCAGGACGUGAGUGCUCGCGCUGAGGUGCAGCGCUACCUGCAGGGCACCGGCGGCAUGGCAGGGGUCGUCCUGCUGCCUGCGGGGCACAAGAAGAGCUUCUUCCAGGCCGCCGCUGAGCACCUGCUCCCCGCAGGCGCCACGCUUCCACUCCUGGAGGCUCAGGCUGCCACCUGCACGCUGGUGGACCCAGCCACUGGCCGGCAGCUCUGCGUCGACGAGGCGGUCCGGGCAGGCCUGGUUGGCCCAGAGCUCCACAGGCAGCUCCUGGCGGCAGAGCAGGCAGUGAUGGGCUACCCUGACCCUUUCAGUGGCACCCGCAUCCCCUUGUUCCAGGCCAUGAAAAAGGGGCUGGUGGACAGGCCUCUGGCACUGAGGCUCCUGGAUGCCCAGCUGGCCACAGGCGGGCUGGUGUGUCCCACCCGCAGGCUCCGGCUGCCCUUGGAGGCUGCCCUGCGCUUCGGCUGCUUGGACGAAGAGACUCAGCAGCACCUCUCGCAGGCUGCUGGCUUUUCAGACCCUGGCACGCAAGAGAGCCUCAGCUAUGGGCAGCUGCUGGCCCGCUGUGUCACCGACCCGGAGACGGGGCUGGCCUUCCUGCCCGUCUCGGCAGGGAGCCUUGGGGAGGAGCCACGGGGGCCUCCGUUCAUUGAGCACAGCACCCGGCAGGCCCUGAGGGCGGCCACGGCCACCAUCUCUGUGGGCAAGUUCCGGGGCCGGCCCGUGUCACUCUGGGAGCUGCUCUUCUCUGAGGCGGUCCCCGUGGAGCAGAGGGUGACACUGACCCAGCAGCACAAGGACGGGGCUCUCUCAGUGGACGAGGUGGCAGCUGCACUGAGGGCCACCCUCGAGCAGGCUGCAGCCUCUGCCAGGCCUACCUUCCCGGGGCUGAGAGUCCCGGUGACUCCAGGAGAGCUGCUGACAGCCGAGAUCAUCGACCAGGAUGUGUUCGAGCAGCUGGAACGAGGACAGGCCACGGCCCAGGACGUGGGCAGCCUGGACUCCGUGCAGAGGUACCUGCAGGGCACCGGCUGCAUCGCCGGCGUCCUGCCGCCUGGGUCCCAGGAGCCCCUCGGUAUUCGCGAGGCCUGUGGGAAGGGGCUUCUCAGACCCGGCACGGCCCUCAUCCUGCUGGAGGCGCAGGCGGCCACCGGCUUCAUCAUCGACCCCAAAGAAAACAGGAGGUACUCGGUGGAGGAGGCGCUGAGAGCUGGUGUCAUCGGGCCUGAGAUGUUCGAGAAGCUGCUGUCGGCCGAGCGCGCCGUCACCGGCUACACGGACCCCUACACCGGGGAGCAGAUCUCCCUCUUCCAGGCCAUGAAGAAGGACCUCAUCGUCCGCGAGCACGGCAUCCGCCUGCUGGAGGCCCAGAUCGCCACGGGCGGCGUCAUCGACCCCGUGCGCAGCCACCGCGUGCCCGUGGCCGUGGCCUACCAGCGCGGCUACUUCGACGAGGAGAUGAGCCGCGUGCUGGAGGACCCCAGCGACGACACCAAGGGCUUCUUCGACCCCAACACGCACGAGAACCUCACCUACAUGCAGCUGCUGGAGCGCUGCGUGCGCGACCCGGACACGGGGCUCUUCCUGCUGCCGCUCACAAGCUCGCGGCCCCAGCUGGUGGACGGUGCCACCCGGCAGGCCUUCCAGAAUCUGCUGAUCUUGGUGAAGUUUGGGCGGUUCCGGGGACAGAAGGUCUCGGCGUGGGACCUCCUCAACUCGGAAUACUUCAGCGAGGCAGCGCGGCGGCGGCUUUUGCAGCGCUACCGGCUGCGCCAGGUCUCGCUGGAGGAGAUCUCGGAGGUGCUGGAGAGAGAGAUGGAGAGGUGGGCAGACAUCACGCUGCCCGCGCUGCGGGGCCGGGUCACCGCCUACCAGCUCCUGGAGGCCCGCAUCAUCGACCAGGAGCUCCUGGCCCGGGUGCUGGCAGGGGCCGUCAGCCCCGAGGCCCUGCUCCGCAUGGACCAGGUCCGCAGGUACCUGCACGGCUCGGGCGCGGUGGGCGGCGUGCUGCUGCAGCCCUCCAACCGGCGGCUCAGCCUCUACCAGGCCAUGAAGCAGAAGCUGCUGGGGCCGGGUGUGGCCCUGGCUCUGCUGGAGGCCCAGGCGGCCACCGGAGCCAUCACUGACGCCUGCAGCCUGGAGGCCGUGUCUGUGGACGAGGCCGUGCGCAGAGAGCUGGUGGGGCCGGAGCUCUGCGGCAGGCUGAGACAGGCCGAGGACGCGGUCACCGGCCUGCAAGACCCCUUCUCUGGGAAGAGAGUGUCCCUGUUCCAGGCCAUGAGGAAGGGCCUUGUCCCUGUGGAGCAGGCUGUCCGCCUCCUGGAUGCCCAGGUGGCCACGGGAGGGGUCAUUGACCCCACGGGCCACCACCACCUCCCCAUGCCUGUGGCCAUCCAGCGGGGCUGUGUCGACCAGGACAUGGAGUUGGCCUUGUCCAGCUGCGAGCCCUUCCCCACGCUGGACGGCCGGGGGCACACCAGCUAUGCCCAGCUUCUGGAGCAGUGUGUGAGGGACGAGGCCUCCGGCCUUCAUCUCCUGCCGCUGUCGGAAAGCGCUCCCGCAGUCCCCACAGAUGAGCAGCUCCAGGAGACCCUGCAGGCCACUCGGGGAGAGGAUGGCACAUCCGUCUGGGAGCUUCUGGGCUCCUGCCACUUCACUGAGGAGCAGCGGAGGGCCUUCCUGGAGGACUUCAGGGUGGGGAAGUCCACGGCACAGCAGCUGCUGGAGGCUCUGCAGAGGGGGCUGCGGGAGGCAGAGCUCCUGGCGCGGGCCCGCGUCGCACUGCCUGGCCCACGGGGUGAGGUUCCUGCCGUCUGGCUGCUGGAUGCUGGCGUCAUCACCCAGGAGACCCUGGCAGCACUGGUCCAGGGUGUGUGGUCACCCACAGAGGUCGCCAGGCAGCCUGGGGUGCAGGCCUGCUUGUGGGGCACGGGGUGCGUGGCCGGGGUGCUGCUGCCCUCGGGCGCCAAGGCGAGCAUUGCCCAGGCUGUGAGGGACGGCCUCCUGCCUGUGGGCCUGGGGCAGAGGCUGCUGGAGGCCCAGGUGGCGUCUGGCUCUCUCAUCGACCCUCUGACCAGCCAGAGGCUCUCAGUGGAAGGUGCCGUCAAGGCCGGCCUAGUGGCCGGGGCCCUGAGUGAGCGGCUCCGGCAUGUGGAGAGGGUGGUGGCUGGGUACACGGACCCCUACUCGGGGGGCUCCCUCUCACUGUGGCAGGCUGUGGAGAAGGGGCUGGUGCCCCAGACCGAGGGCUUCCCCCUCCUGCAGGCACAGCUGGCCACGGGGGGCGCCAUGCACCCUGGCCACGGGGUUCACCUGCCCCAGGCGGCAGCCUGCAGGCUCGGCCUGCUGGAUGAACGGACGAGCACAAGGCUGACCUCGACAGAGGAUGACGUCAAGUUCUUCUUUGACCCCAGUGCACGGGACAGAGUGACAUACGAGCAGCUCAAGGAGCGCUGUGUCCUGGACGCCAACACUGGCCUGUGGCUGCUGCCAGUCCCUCAGGACGUGGCCCUAGCGGUGGACGAGCACACGGCGGUGGCCCUGAGGGCCAUGAAGGUGCCCGUAGGCGCGGGGAGGUUCAGAGGGCUCAGCGUGUCGCUGUGGGACCUGCUGCACUCCGAGUACGUCGGGGCCCAGAGGCGGCAGGAGCUGGCGGUGCUCUGCCAGUCCGGAAGGGCCACAGCCCUGCGGCAGGUGGUCCGUGAGGUCACCUCCCUGGUUGAGGCCUCAGAGGCACAGCCCUCGAAGGCCACCUUCAGAGGGCUCCGGAAACAGGUGUCCGCCAGCGACCUGUUCCUGUCCCAGCUGAUCGACAAGAAGACGCUGGAUGAGCUGAAUCAGGGGAGGAAGUCGGUGCGGGAGGUGACAGCCAUGGACGGGGUGAGACGCUUCUUGGAAGGAGGCAAUUUCAUCGCCGGGGUCCUUGUCCAGAGCACGAAGGAGAAGAUGAGCAUCUCAGAGGCCCUGAGGAGGCACAUCCUGCGGCCCGGCACGGCCCUGGUGCUGCUGGAGGCGCAGGCGGCCACCGGCUUCCUCAUCGACCCCGUGGAGAACCGGAAGCUGACUGUGCAGGAGGCGUUUGAGGCGGGGAUGUUUGGCAGAGAAACCUACCAGAAGCUUCUGUCGGCCGAGCGCGCCGUCACCGGCUACACGGACCCCUACACCGGGGAGCAGAUCUCCCUCUUCCAGGCCAUGAAGAAGGACCUCAUCGUCCGCGAGCACGGCAUCCGCCUGCUGGAGGCCCAGAUCGCCACGGGCGGCGUCAUCGACCCCGUGCGCAGCCACCGCGUGCCCGUGGCCGUGGCCUACCAGCGCGGCUACUUCGACGAGGAGAUGAGCCGCGUGCUGGAGGACCCCAGCGACGACACCAAGGGCUUCUUCGACCCCAACACGCACGAGAACCUCACCUACAUGCAGCUGCUGGAGCGCUGCGUGGAGGACCCCGAGACGGGGCUCUUCCUGCUCCAAGUCGUAAAGGAAGGAGAACCCUAUGUGUACAUCGACGAAGCCACGAGGCAGGCUCUGCGAGACAGAACCGCCAGGGUGCCCGUGGGGAGCUUCGCGGAUCAGACCGUCUCUCUGUGGGACCUGCUGUGCUCUCGGUACUUCACGGAGGAAAGGAAGAGAGCGCUUGUCCAGGAGUACAGAGCCCAGAAGCUGAGCCUGGAGGACCUGCUGGGAAUCAUCACCUCCACCGUCCGAGACGCAGAAGCGAAGAACCAGGCCCUCAAGGUGGCGGGCACCGGUGGGGAGGCGACCGCCGCGGAGCCGUUCCACUCGGGAGCCGUCGAUAAAGGGACGCUGGACCCGAUGGCCGAGGCGGAGGCCGGGGGGCCAGGCCGCGGCAGCCUGCCGCACGUGAGGGCCCGUCUGGAAGGCAGCGGCUGCAUUGCAGGGGUGACCACGCCCACGGCCCAGGAGGUGAUGGGCAUCUAUGACGCCAGCAGGAAAGGCCUGCUCCCGCCAGAGGUUGCGGCUCAGCUCCUGGAAGCGCAGGCGGCCACGGGGUUCAUGCUGGACCCCUGCCGCCAGCAGAGGUUCUCUGUGCACGAGGCUGUGGCCGCCGGGCUCGUGGGGGAAGAGCUGCAGGAAAGGCUCCUGAGCGCUGAGACGGCCGCCAAAGGCUACCCCGACCCAGAAACAGGACACACCAUCUCGCUGUUCCAGGCCAUGAAAAGAAAGCUAGUGAAAGGGGACUGGGCGCUGAGGCUGCUCGAGGUGCAGGUGGCCACGGGGGGCCUUGUGGACUCAGAGCACCACCACCGGCUUCCACUGGACGAGGCCUACAGACGGGGCCAUCUGCACCCCGACACUUACCCACUCAUUGCGGAUCAGAAGUGCAUGAAUAAGAGGUUUGUGGAUCCCAGCAGGCGUGAGAAAGUGACCUAUCAGGAGCUGCAAGAGAGGAGCCACAGGCAGGAGAGCACAGGCUGGGCCCUGCUCCCCUUACUCAGUAACCAAGAAGACGAUGCGCUGAUAGACGAGGCAACGAGAAGGGCCCUCGACGCCGAGCAAGUGGAGGUCACAGUGGGAAGAUUCAAGGGCCAGAGGCCAACGGUCUGGGACUUGCUGAACUCAGAAUAUGUGACCGAAGAGAAGAAGCUUGAGUUGGUAGCAAAAUACAAAAGAGAUGCCAAACACGAAAUAGAAAAGGUCGUAAAGGUUAUUCUACAAAUCAUUGAAGAGAAUGAGAAGAACAACCAGCAGCUGUGGUUCAGAGGCAUCAGGACACAGGUAACGGCCGCAGACCUCUUCCACGCAGCCGUCAUCAGCAGGGAGAUGCUGGCGGACCUGGAAGCGGGGCGAGCCUCCGUGGACGAAGUCCAACAGCAAGAACCGAUCCGGCGCUACCUGGAGGGCACCAGCUGCAUCGCGGGCGUGCUGGUGCCGGCCAAGGACGAGCCCGGGCGCCAGGAGAAGAUGAGCAUCUACCAGGCCAUGUGGAAGGGCGUCCUGCGGCCCGGCACGGCCCUGGUGCUGCUGGAGGCGCAGGCGGCCACCGGCUUCGUCAUCGACCCCGUGCGCAACCAGAAGCUGUCCGUGGAGGAGGCGGUGGCCGCGGGCGUGGUGGGCGGCGAGCUGCGGGAGAAGCUGCUGUCGGCCGAGCGCGCCGUCACCGGCUACACGGACCCCUACACCGGGGAGCAGAUCUCCCUCUUCCAGGCCAUGAAGAAGGACCUCAUCGUCCGCGAGCACGGCAUCCGCCUGCUGGAGGCCCAGAUCGCCACGGGCGGCGUCAUCGACCCCGUGCGCAGCCACCGCGUGCCCGUGGACGUGGCCUACCAGCGCGGCUACUUCGACGAGGAGAUGAGCCGCGUGCUGGAGGACCCCAGCGACGACACCAAGGGCUUCUUCGACCCCAACACGCACGAGAACCUCACCUACAUGCAGCUGCUGCGCCGCUGCGUGCGCGACCCGGACACGGGGCUCUUCAUGCUGCAGCUGGCCGGCCCGGGCUCCGCCGUGCACCAGCUGGGCGAGGAGCUGCGCGCCGCCCUGCGUGACGCCCGCGUGACGCUGGGCUCGGGCCUCCUCCGGGGCCAGAGCGCCUCCGUCUGGGAGCUCCUCUUCUACCGGGAGGUGUCCGAGAGCCAGCGGCAGGACCUGCUGGGCCGGUACCGGGCGGGCUCGCUGACCGCGCAGGAGGUGGGCGCCGCCCUCGCCUCGCUGCUGGCCCGGGCCGGGGCCGAGGCGGAGGCCGGGGCCGGGGCCGGGGCGGGGGCGGGGGCCCCGCUCCCCGGUGUCCCCGACCCUGGGGCGGCCCUGCGUGCCGCCACCAUGGAGGUCCGGGUGGGCCGCCUGCGGGGGCCCGCGGUGCCCGUGUGGGACGUGCUGGCGUCCAGCUACGUGAGCGGCGCCACGCGGGAGCAGCUGCUGGCCCAGUUCGGUUCGGGGGCGCUGGGCUUGCCCGCGCUGACCCGCAGGCUGACCACCAUCGUCGAGGAGGCCGAGGAGGCCCGCGGGACCCAGGGCCCGCCGGCGGGCCACGGCCACGGCGACGCGGGCCCCGCUCCGGGCCAGGGCCAGGGCCAGGGCCAGGCCGAGGCCGAGGCCGCCCGGGCCCUCCAGGAGCAGACCCUGCGGGCCGCCACCAUGGAGGUGCGGGCCGGGCGGUUCCGCGGGCAGCCGGUCUCCGUGUGGGACGUCCUCUCCUCCUCCUACCUGGGCCAGGCCCGCCGGGACGAGCUCCUGGCCCAGCACGCGGCCGGCGCCCUGGCCCUGCCCGCCCUGGUCGCCACCCUCACCCAGGUCAUCGAGGAGACGGAGGAGCGGCUGAGCAAGGUGUCCUUCCGGGGCCUGAGGCGCCAGGUGUCCGCGUCCGAGCUGCACACGUCCGGGAUCCUGGGCCCCGAGACCCUGCGUGACCUGGCCCAGGGCACCAGGACCCUGCAGGAGGUGACGGAGAUGGACGCGGUGAAGCGCUACCUGGAGGGCACCAGCUGCAUCGCGGGCGUGCUGGUGCCGGCCAAGGACGAGCCCGGGCGCCAGGAGAAGAUGAGCAUCUACCAGGCCAUGUGGAAGGGCGUCCUGCGGCCCGGCACGGCCCUGGUGCUGCUGGAGGCGCAGGCGGCCACCGGCUUCGUCAUCGACCCCGUGCGCAACCAGAAGCUGUCCGUGGAGGAGGCGGUGGCCGCGGGCGUGGUGGGCGGCGAGCUGCGGGAGAAGCUGCUGUCGGCCGAGCGCGCCGUCACCGGCUACACGGACCCCUACACCGGGGAGCAGAUCUCCCUCUUCCAGGCCAUGAAGAAGGACCUCAUCGUCCGCGAGCACGGCAUCCGCCUGCUGGAGGCCCAGAUCGCCACGGGCGGCGUCAUCGACCCCGUGCGCAGCCACCGCGUGCCCGUGGACGUGGCCUACCAGCGCGGCUACUUCGACGAGGAGAUGAGCCGCGUGCUGGAGGACCCCAGCGACGACACCAAGGGCUUCUUCGACCCCAACACGCACGAGAACCUCACCUACAUGCAGCUGCUGCGCCGCUGCGUGCGCGACCCGGACACGGGGCUCUUCAUGCUGCAGCUGGCCGGCCCGGGCUCCGCCGUGCACCAGCUGGGCGAGGAGCUGCGCGCCGCCCUGCGUGACGCCCGCGUGACGCUGGGCUCGGGCCUCCUCCGGGGCCAGAGCGCCUCCGUCUGGGAGCUCCUCUUCUACCGGGAGGUGUCCGAGAGCCAGCGGCAGGACCUGCUGGGCCGGUACCGGGCGGGCUCGCUGACCGCGCAGGAGGUGGGCGCCGCCCUCGCCUCGCUGCUGGCCCGGGCCGGGGCCGAGGCGGAGGCCGGGGCCGGGGCCGGGGCGGGGGCGGGGGCCCCGCUCCCCGGUGUCCCCGACCCUGGGGCGGCCCUGCGUGCCGCCACCAUGGAGGUCCGGGUGGGCCGCCUGCGGGGGCCCGCGGUGCCCGUGUGGGACGUGCUGGCGUCCAGCUACGUGAGCGGCGCCACGCGGGAGCAGCUGCUGGCCCAGUUCGGUUCGGGGGCGCUGGGCUUGCCCGCGCUGACCCGCAGGCUGACCACCAUCGUCGAGGAGGCCGAGGAGGCCCGCGGGACCCAGGGCCCGCCGGCGGGCCACGGCCACGGCGACGCGGGCCCCGCUCCGGGCCAGGGCCAGGGCCAGGGCCAGGCCGAGGCCGAGGCCGCCCGGGCCCUCCAGGAGCAGACCCUGCGGGCCGCCACCAUGGAGGUGCGGGCCGGGCGGUUCCGCGGGCAGCCGGUCUCCGUGUGGGACGUCCUCUCCUCCUCCUACCUGGGCCAGGCCCGCCGGGACGAGCUCCUGGCCCAGCACGCGGCCGGCGCCCUGGCCCUGCCCGCCCUGGUCGCCACCCUCACCCAGGUCAUCGAGGAGACGGAGGAGCGGCUGAGCAAGGUGUCCUUCCGGGGCCUGAGGCGCCAGGUGUCCGCGUCCGAGCUGCACACGUCCGGGAUCCUGGGCCCCGAGACCCUGCGUGACCUGGCCCAGGGCACCAGGACCCUGCAGGAGGUGACGGAGAUGGACGCGGUGAAGCGCUACCUGGAGGGCACCAGCUGCAUCGCGGGCGUGCUGGUGCCGGCCAAGGACGAGCCCGGGCGCCAGGAGAAGAUGAGCAUCUACCAGGCCAUGUGGAAGGGCGUCCUGCGGCCCGGCACGGCCCUGGUGCUGCUGGAGGCGCAGGCGGCCACCGGCUUCGUCAUCGACCCCGUGCGCAACCAGAAGCUGUCCGUGGAGGAGGCGGUGGCCGCGGGCGUGGUGGGCGGCGAGCUGCGGGAGAAGCUGCUGUCGGCCGAGCGCGCCGUCACCGGCUACACGGACCCCUACACCGGGGAGCAGAUCUCCCUCUUCCAGGCCAUGAAGAAGGACCUCAUCGUCCGCGAGCACGGCAUCCGCCUGCUGGAGGCCCAGAUCGCCACGGGCGGCGUCAUCGACCCCGUGCGCAGCCACCGCGUGCCCGUGGACGUGGCCUACCAGCGCGGCUACUUCGACGAGGAGAUGAGCCGCGUGCUGGAGGACCCCAGCGACGACACCAAGGGCUUCUUCGACCCCAACACGCACGAGAACCUCACCUACAUGCAGCUUUUGCAGCGAGCUACUCGUGACCCAGAUACAGGCCUUUUGUUUCUUUCUCUCUCCAGAAAGUGAUUGGAUGUUCUUUCUGUUUUUUUUUCUCGUCUCUGAAGGUAAUUGGAACAAUUUGUUAACAUUUUCUUAUCCUUAAUUGUUUUUUUCAUUUUAUCACUUUAGUAGUUUUCCUGUUCUUUGCUCUCUACCCCCCUGCAUUUUUUUUCCUUUUGACCUUACAUUUGCAUUAUAAUAAAGUCGCUCACUUGCACAGUA
This is a messenger RNA of Phacochoerus africanus (Common warthog), 10728 nucleotides long. RefSeq names its product epiplakin 1 (gene EPPK1). The record is from RefSeq and is a predicted model, not a curated record. The transcript has 2 exons. Gene Ontology annotation, cellular component: cell junction; cytoskeleton; cytoplasm. Gene Ontology annotation, biological process: wound healing; intermediate filament bundle assembly. NCBI's taxonomy places the organism in Eukaryota, Metazoa, Chordata, Mammalia, Artiodactyla, Suidae. Gene Ontology annotation, molecular function: structural molecule activity; keratin filament binding. Bases 106 to 10533 code for a protein of 3475 amino acids.